Messenger RNA from Hydractinia symbiolongicarpus, 35191 nucleotides. RefSeq names its product nesprin-1-like. Gene Ontology annotation, biological process: actin filament bundle assembly; actin cytoskeleton organization. The transcript is spliced from 56 exons. Bases 416 to 35041 code for a protein of 11541 amino acids. Gene Ontology annotation, cellular component: cortical actin cytoskeleton; plasma membrane; actin filament bundle. NCBI's taxonomy places the organism in Eukaryota, Metazoa, Cnidaria, Hydrozoa, Anthoathecata, Hydractiniidae. The record is from RefSeq and is a predicted model, not a curated record. Gene Ontology annotation, molecular function: actin lateral binding.
AUAUAUAUAAAAAAAGUUAAAGCGCGAUCUGGUCGUCAUUUCGUUAGGUGGGCGGGAAAGGGGUACAGCGUGGGUUCAUUUUCCAAUCGGGCGGGGAGGAGCGCCUUAGACCCAUUGUAAAUGGCGGCAAAGUUGAUAUUAAAAACAGAUGCGCAUGGAAUAAUAAACAACACGAGAAAUGAGACAGCUGUUUAUUAAUAGAAAAGUCAGCAUUGCUAAUGAGUUUAACUUAAAAUUUACAACUCUUUUAGAAAUUAUUCGUUUUAGAAAUAUCCUGUGGUACAUAAUGUAUGUUAAAAUAUAAAACACAGGCAAAGAAGCUUAUGAAAAGCUAUUUUAUCAUGCACACGUAAAACAUACUUUCGUUGCCAAGCUACCUCUAAAAAGAAAGUAGUUUCAGCUGAAUUUCUUUCACAUGUCGAAUAUGGAAAAACAUGUAAGAGUAUCAGUAAGUGGACAUUCAAAGAAAGGAAAAUUAGUUGGAAAAGAAGAUGUCACAGAAACUGCCAGGGGUAAAAAUCUGAGAAGGAGAUCAGAAGUUUAUGAUGAAGAGCAAAACCCUGUCAAACACGAUACAAAUGCUACGUCUGGAUGUACAGACAAAGAUAGAGAAAUAAAUGACAAUAAAAAUGAUUAUCGAAGUGUGUCUAAAAGUAAAUCAGCAUCUGUGGAGAAUAUUCUUAAUGUUCCAAACAAACCUCCUUCUGUACGAAAAGCUAUAUCAACUGAAUGCUUAAAAUCUGCAACAAAAGUGAAACCCAAGUCUUCCUCUACCACAAAGAAAUCGAAAUCUGCAAUGCAGCCAUCUAACAGAAAAAUUUCCACCCAAACUCCAAAAGGAUCGAUCAGGAAAACGGGCUCUACAGAUACUCUUUUAACUGUUUCUGCUAUAAGAAAAAAAUCUUCAAACUUAGACAGACGGAAAUCAAAAUCUGAACUGAAAGUAUCAUCUAAUGAUAUGAAAAGGGUAACCCAAGCUGAAAAGUCAAGACAGGUAACCAGAUCUUCAGAAAAAAUAUUUCAUAGCGGUUACUCUAAUGUCAGCAGAAAUCAAAAUUUACAAAAGGAAGAAGCUGAUACAAAAGUAAAGGGAAUAAUAAAGAAACUCUCAGAUAACCAGAAAAAAACACAACAAAAAGUAUUUACUGGUUGGAUUAACUUUCAUCUUUCUAAGCUUGACCCACCACUACACGUGGGGAAACUGUUUGAAGAUUUACGUGAUGGCAUUAAACUUGUGAAGCUUAUUGAAGUUCUCACUGGUCAAAAACAGUUAUUGGAGAAGGGUAAGAAGCGAAUUCACCAGUUGAAUAACAUUAACACCGUUGUUAAAUACCUUCGCUUGCGAAAAGUCAAACUUGUCAACAUACAUGCAGAUGCAAUUGUAGAUGGCAAUCCAACUAUUACUCUGGCUCUUCUUUGGGCUUUAAUAAACCAUUUUCAGGAGGUAGAUGGAGCUGUAAGAGAAGAAAUUCAGAAUGAACCUAUUCAGCAAAACGUAACACAAAAAAAGGGAAUUAAAAAGAAGAAAGAUUUAAAGCAAAAAUUGAUGCAAAAUUGUGAGGAAAUCUUUAGGAGCAACACAUUAAUCAGCCAUGAUGAUUUUAAAGAUUUCGGCAGAAGUUGGCAAAAUGGAAAACUAUUAAGUUUUCUUGUUUCUCAUUAUAGACCAGAACUGUUAAGUCAUUAUGAUGCAGCAUCUGACGAAGAACCUGCAGUAAAAAUAUCAAAUGUUUUGACUAUAGCAGAAGGUGUCCUCGGUGUGCCCAAUUUUGUAUCAGUAGAUGACUUUUUGGCAUCAACACCUGAUGAAAAGUCUAUUAUGACCUACAUAUCCUUACUUUUACCAUCAUUGCAACAGAACAACCAUUUAAAUUUACUUUCAUCAGACAGUACUUCAACGGAUGAUUCACUUGAUGAUGGUUAUUGGAAAGAAAAAAACACACAGUUGUCAAGUAACAAAUGGGUUUGGACUCCUGAAAGCAUCCAUAUUUGGUUAUCACCAACUGGAAGUAUUCUCAAUAAACAUAUUGAAAACAUUUGCAGUUACAUGAAUGGUCAUUCCGAUGUAGAUAGACAGGCCAUAAUUUUGGAUUAUGUUUUACUACAAGACAUCAUGACAGACCAGGGACAGUUGAUUGAGUCUUUACAUGGGGCUUCCAAACAUGCAAUAUUAACGUCACAGUGGAAAAAUGCAAAGCAAAAGAUAUUGUAUUUAAGUGAGAUUUUGCAAGAUGCAGGACUCAAAUGCUCGGUUGAUUCUGAUCUGAAGAGUCUGCUUAAGUGGAUUGUUGAAUGUGAAAUGUUCUUGUUAUCAAUCUGUUACAAAAACAACUUUAAAAACCAAAUGAUGUCAAUCAAGUCAUUUCUGGGAACAUUGCCGUCAAUGUUAGAUGCAACAAAAGCACAUGCAAAAAACUCUUCCUCAGAAAAUAUCAAAGAAAAGCUUCAAUAUGUUACUUCUGCACUGGAAAACCUGGAAACAGAGCUGAGCUCAGCCUUUUCAAAGUUGCUAUUCUUGCAUUACAAUGAGAGAGUUGAUCAUCUCUUGCAGACAGCAAAUCGCAAAAUUGAAAAUUGUCAGUUCAAAUUUUCGUCAGAGAAUGAAAUUGAGUUUUCUAUACAGAAAUUGGAGAAAUGGUUUAUUAAAAAGAAGUUUCUAGAACGGUUUGAUGCACGCUUCUUAAGAUUAGAAAGAGCAUUAACAUCGCUAAAAAAAAUUAAGACAGUAAGCGACAUGUGUGAAUAUGAAAAUGUUUUACAAGAACUCAAGCCAGCUGCAGUUGCAUGUAUGGAGAAGCUAAACAACCAUUUAAAUGAUUUGAAAGAUUCAGUGAUAUUGUUGACACAAUUUAAAUCCAUCACUGAUAAUGUAACAGGUUGGUUGAAUAUUGCUGAAUUCAAACUUGGCAAAGAAACUUGCUCCCAGAGUUUUCUUGAUGAUCUUACUAAAAACGAAAGUUAUUUGGAAGAGUUGGAAAGACUUAUCAAUAAACUAUGCAAAAUUCUGUGUAAGCCUAAGGUAGUUGAAAACAAAUGGAUUCUUGCUUCAUUAAGAACACGCUUUGAGUUUCUAUCUAAUUAUGUGAAGGAGCUGGAGGAGGAAGAGAAUGAUAUGCUAUUUGAUAGUCACUUGGACAGAAUUAUUAAUUCUGGAUAUAUAUGUGUUGAUGAAGCAAAGCGUAUUUACUCUAUGAAAAGAAAUGCUUUAAAUUAUGAUGAAAUGGAGGCUGGAUCCCUAAAGAUUGAGGAAACAUACAGAUAUCUGCUCGACGUUCAACAUCAUAUUCAGCUUUUGGAAGGUGCCUUACACUCUUCAAACACUAACAACAUGCAAGGUUAUGCAGAGAAGUUGUCUAUGCUUGUUAGUGAUAUAAACGAACAAAUUUGCAUCUACCAACCUGUAGUGAAAGAUUGCAAAAAACUGUUGACUGAUUGGAAAAAGAUGGACCAGAUUGUAGAACCAGAAAAAGUUUGGGUUUUGAGAAACAAAGAUUUAAUGAAAGAAUAUUUGUCAGACUUUGACUCUACCGUAGAAUUUAUGCUAUCUGCCGAAAAACUGGAAGAUCUUCACAGCACCUUGCAAAAACAUGAUUCAAAGAUAAGAGAUAUUGAGGAUAUUGUUAACAAAAUCGUCAGCAAUGAUAUCUUGUUUUUUAACAAAGAAAUAAUGUACAGCACAGUUAAAAACUUAAGACAAUUAUUUGAUGAUUUAGAGCAAGAUGUCAACAAUUGUUUAGUGUAUAUUAAAGAAAAUAAAGAAACUUUAGACUUGUUUAACAACGCUUUAAAUGUACUGAAUGAAGCAUUUUUGGAUACAAACCAGCCAUCAUGGAAUUCCACCACCAACAACAAUUUCUCCAAUUUAUUAGAAUCUGUAUUUGAAUUGUCUGGAAAAGUUCUAGCAUCUUUCCAUCCUUCCCUGUAUUAUGACAAACUAGAGAUAGUUGUUAACAGAGAGAUCAAUCAAAUUAAUGUGAAAAAAGAUGAGCUCAUCACACGUACUAAAAGUGUUAUAGAAACAUUGGCUUCACAACUCGAACACAACAUAGAGUACAUCCACAGAGAUGUUGCGAGUAUUGCAGAAAGUAUUUACAAAAAAAAUUGUAGUCCACAUGACUUAAUGGAAAAACUUUAUAAUCUUCAAACCUCAAUGUUAUUCAAAUAUGGUGUUCGAAUUUGUCAUCAACUGGAGGAUGCUGGGAAUGCUUUGGAGUCUCUCGGAGCUUUAUCUCCUGAACUUGAAAAUAAGAUCAGCAAUCUCUGUAAUGCGAAAUGGCCAGAUCUUGAAACAGAAAUAGCAUAUUUUGAGGAACAAAUUCAACCAGACCUGACAAAGGAGAAUGAAACUUAUGAGGGACUGGAGCCUAUAGUUGAGUGGUUGGAUAUGGCUGAAGAUAUUUUGACUUCCAUGAACCGUGCAGAAAGUUAUGACUUGUUCCAUGAAGCACAUGAUUGUUUUAAGGAGAUAAUGGUUGAAAAGGCUCAACACAGUGACACCAUACCACAUCUGGAACAAUGUUAUAAAGAAUUGACUCAAAAUUGGAACAUUUCAGAACUUAAAGCUGACUUAGAAAGCACUAAAUUACGAUUCCAUAAUGCAAACGAAAACAUUGAUGUAUUGUUGAAGAAUUUAACAUCUAUUGAUGAAUGCUUCAAGUAUUUAUCACAUGUUUUAGAAACAAUAGCAUGGGUGAAAGAGAUGCUUGUUUUGUGUGACAUUGAAGUCGAGGUUGAGACUGAAGAUGAUGUCCAAAUUCAGAUUGAUAAAUUAGAGACUUUAUCAAUCCAAAUCACAAAUCAUGCACCUAAUGUUACAGACACAAUCAAAACAGGCAAGUUGCUUUUAGCAAAAACAUCUACACCACCUAAAUUAUUUGAAGAGAGUGUGAUGAAACUAAUAGAGCUAUGGACUCGACUAGAAAAUAAGAUCACAGAGAAACGUCAGGACUAUGAAACGUGCAAGGAGCAGAUGUUGUGUUUCUCGUUUGAACUUCAAGGUAUGAUAGGUAAACUAGCAGAAAGUGAAGUAGAGUUUUUAAAUUCAAAGUCGAAAGUACUUUUUGGUGAAGAGUCUAUUGAAGAUGAAAUUGAAAAACACAAGAAAUUAAUUUCUAAACUUGAAAUUGAUGCUGAUCAAAUUGAAGAUAUGUUUCUUCUUGGUGAAGAUUUGCAGGAAAAAUUAAGCUCUUCUGGUUCAUUAAAUGUAUCAUCAAAACUGGAGAGCAUUGAUGUAUUAAAAAGAUCACUAUCUGAGGAUUUAAACCAUCAAUUAAUCGAACUUAAUGGCAGUCUGCAACGAUGGAAUAAAUUUACAAAGGCACAAGAAGAGUUUGAGACAUGGAUUUCAAAUGUGGAAGCACGCUUGGAUGAAACCUCUUCUGCUGAUAUACAACUUGACACGCCCCUUAAGUUGCAGAACAUAACAAAUGAAGUGGUUACUCAACAUAGUGAACUUGAAACAAUAAACAGUAUUUGCAAUGAGUUGACUGAUAGUCGACAUGAAAAACGUGCAAUGGAUUUAAAAAACCAGGUGUGUAAAUUAAACGAGCGUUGGGAUAAACUUUACCAACGCAGUAAAUUAAAAGAAAAAACAUCUCAAACAAUGUUGUCUAUGUGGUACAGUUAUAAAGAUAAAUUAAAAGCAACCCACCUGUGGUAUGAUGAAGUAGAUAACAAGUUAAAUGUGAAAAAAUGCGAGAACAGUAAUGGAUUAAAUGAAAGGAUUAAAACUUUUGAGACUAUGGCUGCAGAUUGUGCUCAAAAGAAAGCUAAUUUAGAAGAUCUAAUAUGGAAGGGUUCCCAGCUGCCCCUAAAAUUUAAGUUUGCUUCUCGUACAGAAAUAAAAAACGAAUUAAAAGAUAUUGACAACAAAUCCAAAAGCGUCACAGAAAGUGUUUCCUUCCUUUGUAAAGAACAUAAGUCUGUCUUGAGUAAUUUUGUCGACAUAAAUUUGAAGUGUGAUAAUCUGAAUGCUUGGUUUGAAAGUUGUCAAGGUGUCUUGGUUGAUUUCAAAGACCAUUAUUUUGAAAAAGAUCUUGGUGCGUUAAGCAAACUAGAACAAGAGGUGAAGACAUGUAUAUCUGAUUGUUCAUCAAAAAGAGACCUUCUUAUGUCGUUGCAGUCUAAUGCACUAAACUUUGAAAUCAAAUCCAAAAGCAUCUUUCACUUGCCCAAUUCAUUUGGAAAAAAAAUUGAAGGAAUGAAAGUAAAGUUAACCACACUGGAGAAUGAGUUUCCACAAAUGUUACACCAAAUAAGUGUUGAUAUUAAACAUUGGAAAGAGUUUAUUGACAAAUUGGAAAGGAUGGAGGAGUAUUUAAGAGAUAGAGAUACAAUAUCACAUCUACCCAAGGCUAUAACAACUGAAGAAAUUUCUAAACAGUUGAAACUUGUGGAGGAACUGCAAGUAGAUUUAGACGCACAUUAUUUCCAGUUUGAAGAUGUUGUGAGAACAAGUGGUAAUCGUCUUGGUUCUACUUAUGACAACACAGAACUGACGAGAAAGCUUACUUUUAUUACAGAUACUUGGUAUAAACUUACAAAGCUUGCAUCAGAACAAUAUCAACUGCUUGCCUUAUCACAACACUACACUCAAUCAUCAGAAGAAAUUGUGAAAUACUUGGAGACUAUUGAGCAAAAAUUAGAAGGAGAUAUUCCACAAUCUGUUCAGAACAAAAUGAAAGAACAAAAUAAAAAGGCGAAGGUUCUUCUUAAACAUCUCCAAGAAAAAGUUCAAUCUCUCACUUCACCUGAUGCUGCAUGUGUGCCUACUACAUCAAACGAAGAAGAUGAAAUUCAUGAAAACGUUCCAUUUGAAGAUAAAAUUUCUCAGUUGAACAAAGAGUGGAAUAACGUUAUGGCUGAUAUUCAGAUUAGUCGAGCAAAGAAUGAAGAGAUCGCUAAGAAGUGGUGGGAUUUUUCAAGGUCAAAGAAACGGAUUGUUCGUUGGAUGAAGAAAAAAGAGGAAGACGCACAAAAGAAUAAUUCUGAUGCAAGCUUUGAAGAGGUUAUGGAAAAUGUAAACAAGUACAAAGAACUACUUGAAAGAAUUGAAAUACACAAACAAGACAUAGAGACUUUAAUUCAGAGUGCAGAUGAUCUUCUUGAGGAUGAAGACAAAGAAGAGGGUUUUCUGAAAGAUGUAACAAAAAGAUUUGAAAAUCUUGAACUUCUAGUGAAUGAGCGCCACGCAUACUACUCUUCCUUGAUCAAUAAAUGGAAGAAGUUUAUUGAUCGAAAAAAGAAACUGAAGGAUGUUAUGAAAGCAUCAAAAGUAUUGUCAAGUUUUAACCAUUUCGCAUCACUUAAAGACAUUAAAGAUGCGACAAAAGAGUGCGAGGCUAUCGUGGAACAACUUAAUGAUCUACAAGCUAUAAUAACUGAUAAAGAUGACUUCGAAGAGUCUAAGGAGUUUAAAACAAAUGUUUCGAAUCAAAUAAUGAUUGUCAAAGAAGCUGGCAGUGCUUUAAAUAUUGUAGCGGACAAGAUGAAUUCGGUAAAAGAAUCUCAUACCGAAUGUCAGCAAUGGAUGAAUGAUAUCAAAGGGUUACAUAAUGAAAACAUAACUAACAAACAAAGGGAAUGUAUUCAAAAAGAAUUCAAUACCAAAAUAAAGUUGCUGGAAGAUUGCAAUGAUGUGGCAAAGGAAGUGUUUAGCACUCAUGGAAAUGUCAUAUCAAACGAUAUCUUAGCAAAACCAUUACAACAAAUGCAAAAUGAUUUAAAAGAAAUUGGAGAAACGUUUAAAAUUCCAAUUAAAAAAAUUGAAAUUAUUGACUGCAGUUCUGCCAGUAUGGAGAAUCAAUCUCCUUUGACUUUUAUGGAUUCGUUAAAAAGAUUACUGGAAGAAAAUCAGAAAUUUGGAAAACCGCUUGAUCAUAAGAGUCAGGAAAUAAAUGAAAUGGCCGGUCCUGGUUUGAAUAGUGAUGAUAAUCAGAAUGAAAUCAUUCCUAUCAUUCAAGUUGAGUGCUAUGAUCAACCAGACACAAUACUUAAUGAAGAAGGUACACUUAACGAUAUAAACACUCAAAUAGAUGAAUUAUGUUAUCAUCAGGAGGAUACUGUUGCAGAAAGUACAAUGAAAUUGUCAAAAUUGAAGGAAAUUGAUAAGAAACUAGGACACAUACAGGUUGAGAAAGUAGCAGAUUUAGAUCCAAACGUACAAGUUAAUAAUCUCUUGGAGAAGUUAAAUGAUUCUAUACAAACGCAGGAAGCUUUUGUUGCUUGUGUUGAAAGUUUUGAUGAAGCUAAAGAGGAAUGGAUGGAGUGGUUCCUAUUGGCUAAAAACGAAUUAACUAAAUGCAAACAAACAUCUGAAACUGUUGAGAACAUGAGUGACCGUUUAGAAUCCACACAGGGUUUGUUGGAUGACAUGGAAAGCAACGACAAUUUAAUCAGUAAAGUGUAUGAAAGAGGCGAGGAAUUGUUACAAGGAGUGCAGGGCCAGUUCAAGCUUGAUAUUGAAAAUGUGUUAUGUACUUAUGAGCAAGAGUGGGCCGCCUUUUGUACUGAAGUUGAAGAUACACGCAGUUUAAUUGAUGGUAAUGUAAGUAAAUGGAUAGAGUUCAAUCAGAGUUAUUGUAGUCUAAAGAGCAUUCUGGUGGAUAUGCAAAAUAUUUUGGAGCAGGAUGAUCAGGAUAAAAUUGACCAUGAAAACAUUGAAAACGCAAUCGCCCGUUGUCAGGCAAUGUGUCAUAGCGUAAAGAAUAAAGAUGCUCGCAUUAUCCAGCUGAAUGUAUUAAGAGAAGAAUUGAUUACCUUUACCAGUCCAGAGGCUACUUUACAUUCAUCAUAUGAAUUUAUAAAAACAUUUUAUGAAAACUUGCUAUCAAAACUUGCACUAAAAGACAAAGAUUUGCACUAUGUGAAAGAAGAGAUUGCUUCAUUAGAUCAGAAAUUGGAUAGUUAUGUCAUGGCAAUGGGGCAAGAAAAUGAUGUACUUGAUGAAUGCUUAUGUGCACCUCAAUCAUAUGAUACUGAUGUUGUUGAUGGUUUCUUGCACAAAAUUAAGGUUAGCAGCGACAAUAUGCAAGGACUGUUGGUAAAUAUAUCAGAAUUGGAAGAUAACCUUGUAAAUUUGUACAGCUAUCUGAGUGAGGCUUCAAAAUAUCAGGUUAUAUCCAAAGUGAAUACAGUGAAGGAAAAGUGCGAGUAUAUUUUUCAAAGUUUAUCAAACGAAUCUACAAAGAAUAGAGAAUUACAUAAAGCACUUUCAUUGUUUGAAGCUUGCAAAAAAGAAUGUGAGGGUGUUUUGAAAUUGAUUGAAAUUGAUAAAGUAAACAAUGAGGACCAACUUGGAGAUCUCCUUGAUAUACUUGAGGAAAAAGAUAAAGAAUUGGAGUUGAUAUCAUCUAACUUUCUAAAUGCUGAUGAAUUAGCAAGCAUUAAUCCAGAAGUAAAAAUGAACUUGCUUGCUCAGCAUAAAGAACACAAAGAGGGAUGUAGAAAGGUUAUUAACAGUAAAAAAAUGGAAGUCAAUAAAAGAAUAGUUACAAAUGCUGACAUUACAGAGAAUUUACAAGGCUCACAGAAUUGGCUGACUGAAUUUUUAAAUAUGGUAAAAUCUCCUGAUAUUUAUGAGAAUUGCAAGACGUUAGAUGAAUUGUGUGAAGUUUACCAGCAUUUAAAAACAGAGUUUGGUGAAAAGGUAACAUCAAUCGAUACACUUUUGCAGGAAGCUCAAUACACUGAAAUUGGAAUUUGUGUAAAGAAGUUAAAGGAUGAAAUUUAUGUUCUGCUUAGUGAAAGAAUACAAACUGUCAAUUUCCAGAAAGAGAAUCUACAACUGAUAGAAGAAGACAUGAACUUGUUUUCUGUUCUGCUAAAAAAAGCAGCAGACAUGCUUCAUGUACCUGUUAACAUUCCAUUAAAUUCAAAAAUAGAUGAUAUUAAUUCUCUUCUGCAAGAAUUGUUUUUAGUGAAAGAGAAGCUUGAAGUACAUUCAAAAAAUUUAUACGACUUCCCACAGGAAGUUAAAGAAAAAACUACAUAUCAAGAAAAUAUUAACAACACAUUAAUGACCUACUCUUCAGUGGUGAACCAAUUGAGUAACCAUAUGAGCACGCUUACUGUAAACAAGGAAAAAUUACAAAAUUUAGAACGUACAGUGAAUGAGCAAAUAGAAUGGAUUGGAAAAGCACAAGACGUUUUUUCAAUUGAUAUGAUGUCGAUAGCUGAUGAAGAUGAGAUGAUUGGACAAAUGAAAGUGAAGGAAAGCUACCAAAAAGAGUUAGAGCAACGUGAAAGCAUUAUAGAAAAUAUUAUGAAACAAAUCAACACCCUCAAAGAUUUCAGUGAGGAAAUUUUUUUAUCAAAGUUGGCUAAUUUAAGACUACUUUGGGGCCAAGUUCGCAAGACUUCAGUGAUGCAAGAUGAACAUUUUGAAAGGGCCAUGGAUGAAGAAGAAAAAUAUUACGAGGAGGUGGAAAAAUUUGUCAACUGGAUGAAUUUAACCAGUGAAUAUUUAUUAUCUGAUCUUUCAAGUCAAACGGAUAUAGAAGAAAUGUAUAAAAAACACCACAGUCUUAUUGACGCAAUUGAGAAAAAGGCCUCAGAUUUUGAUAAUCUUGUUCUUGUUGGAAAAUCCAUUAGUUGCAAUAUGUCAUCACAUGAAAGAAAGAAAUCUUUUGAAAUGCAACUUAACCAAAUUGGAGAAGAGUGGAUGCAACUGGUGAAGCAUGCUGAAGACAAAGAAAUAGUCAUAGCUGAAAAAUGUGGUUUAGCUCCAAAGAAAUUAUCCAUUGUAAAAACAGCUUAUUUUAAUUUGCAAGAUAACAUAGACAGUGCAGUACCACAUAUGUCAAACAAGGAAGAAGAUGUAGCAGUAAUAUUACCUGUAGUAACAACAACAGUAAUGUGCCAGAAGCCAAGCUUUAUUGACAUAUGUAGGGUCAAGUUUAAUGAACAAGAUGCAAUCAUGAAAGGUUUUGCAUCGGUUUCUCUGAAAGACCAAGUGGAUAUAUUAUGCUCUCAAAUAGAAGACUUAGAGGCUUUACAGGCAACAGCAGAUGAUAUUUUAAACAGACAGUGUAACAACAAUGAUGAAAAUACUGUUGCUGAUGUAGCUGAGCUCAAAGAAACAAUUGUAAAUAAACAUGACACAGUCUUACAGAAAAAAGAUGCUCUUUUGUCAACAUUAGUAAAAAAGAAUAAAAUACAAGAGCAAUGUGAACAACACCGCAAUGAAGUUAUAGGUAUAGAAGAAUACGUUUUUGAGAUUGAUAACCCUGACACUGAGCACAUCAUUAAGAUACUUUGUCGUAAUGAAAACACAUUGGAUGAUUUAAAUCAUGCCAUUAUUAAGGUUGCCCAGGAGAAAUCUCUCAUUGAAGAUGAACUUCCACUUGAGGAUUACAAUGAGUUGACAGAGUGUAUUACCGAAAUAGAAACAAUUUACUAUGAACAAAAAAGUAACUUAGAGAAUGUCAAAUUGAUUGUUGCUACUGAAAAACGACUACAAGGAGUUGAAAUUUUAUUAAAAAAUGAAGAACAAGUGGACAAUUUAGAAGAGCAUUUGAAGAUGGUUGAGGAAAAGAUAAACAGUUUGGUAAAAUUACAAGCCGAAUUGGAAUUAUCCCUGACCAGUUUAGAUGAAUUAGAUGAAUCAUUUUAUCCACAUUUAACCAAUUCGAUAAAAGACAGACUGCUGUUAACACUUCCACUUCUUCAACCACGUAUUACUUCUUUGAAAGCCUCUCUGAAAAAGUUUUCUUCUGACUUGUUAUUUGUUAAGGAAUGUGCACAUUCAAUUGAAAAAUAUCUAAUCGAACUGUGCACCACAGAGGAAUAUUUACGUAAAGAAUUUGCAUUGUCAGAUUGUUUACAAACAUCAAAAAUUGUUUUGCGCACAUCAUCCAAUGCCCUAAUAAGUCAUCGUGAUAAGCUUGGUGAGAUAGUUGCGCAUGCAAAACAAAAUAUUGAUCGAUUACCGACCAAAGAGAAGGAAACAUUACAAGGUUGCCUGGAAAGUGGUAUAAAUGAAACACAUAAGUUGGAAGAUUCCAUCAUAGAGAAAGAUAUGAAAAUAACUAAUCUUAUUACAAAACUAAAUGAUGUUUUGCAAAAUGUCAAGGGUAUAAAUAAUUCAGUGCAAGAUAUGAUUUCCAUUUUGCAAGCGAAUAAUAACAAAACAAAACUAAAUGUAGUAGACAUCCAAAAAAGCUUUAAAGAAAGUCGUCAACAAUUAAAGGAAGCAGAAACUAAAUCCAACCACAUAAUUAACACUUUACCCAGCAAUGACAAAGAAAAUCUGGUUACAAUGCUAAAAGAAGGUGCAAAUCUUAUGGAAAAACUUAGCUCUCUUUUAGAAGGUCAAGUAUGUAAAAGUAAAGUGAAUAUGGAAGGUUUGGCUACCUUUACGACGACACUUCAGGAUUGCAUUUAUAAUACCACUGUGCUUAGUAAGGAGAUUAGUAAAAUUUCGACAAAUUUUAUUUCUAAACAAGACAUUGAUGUUAUUAAUGUGGCAACUGAUAAGUUAGGAGAUUUAAAAAAAGUAGCCAAUGCCUUGUCUGAUAUGUUUGACAAGUUUAGCUCUCGGAUGGAUAAUACAGAAUAUGAAAAUCAUAGUGUUGAAUUAACAAAUUUAUUAAAAGGACAUGCAAACCUUCAAGCUAAGUUAAACAAAUUCAGAAUACAAGUUGACAAGGAAACAACAGAAUCCAUACAAAACCCUGAAGACGUCUUUACUACUGUUAUUGAUAAAUUUGUGGAAUUUCUAAAGGCUGCAAAUAAAGACGUUCUUGCAAUACCAAUGAGGAAUUUGAUGCUGGGAGAGCAAGUUAAGGAGGUUAAUAAAGUAUGUGCUAGUAUUGAAGAGAAACGAAAAGUUGUUUUUCCUUAUCUUAGAAACCUACAAGAAAUUACAGAGAAUGAAGUUAUUGAAUUUGAAUUGUUUUGGGAAGCCAAUGAAAAUGAAGUUAUUCAGAAGCAAAAAGAGCUAUGUGAUUUGUAUGUCAGAUAUUGUGACAUUUUACAGAUGAUUAAGGAUUUGCACUCACAGCUUGACAAGUACAAUGAACAAAUCCAAGACGAUGAUUCAGAUGGUGACCAUAACAGUUAUUUGUUUGACAAAGAUGAAAUAUCACAUCUUCAAGAUCUGAUGGAAAUACUUAAGAAGGAACUUCCUGAACUUGAAGCAUCUGAAGUGAUUUAUGCAUAUGAGAGGUUUGAAAAAGCGAGGAACACUAUUUUGAGGAAUCAUCAAACACUGGAACAACAUAAGAACAGUUUAUCUCACCUUGCUAUGAUUUCGGACAAGGUUUGUGAAGCUGAAAAUAUUUACAUUAAGUCUCUAGUAAUUGAAAAUUAUAUUGAUAAAGCAAGUUCAGAUUUUGAGUACGUUAUUUCACAAAUGACCGAAUGUUGUGAGCAAAUGUCAGAUUACUUGAGGCAAGUAUUUCAACUUGAAAGUCAAAAUCCUGGAAUGACAAAUGAAGUGGUAAUGAAGAUAGAGUCAACCAAAAGUUUAAUUUACACUGUACAAGAUAGUCUUGUAGGUCAGUUGAAUUUAUUUAAAAAAGCUUUAAAUUUCGUAGAUGAGAUUUACAAUUUGCAGAAAGAAAUUGAUGUGAGAAUUGAAACAUUUGAAGAUUAUUUACUUAAGUAUAGUCAUCAGAUGACAUCUAAAGAAAAGAAAGCUUUAUUUACACAAACUGGAAUCUUAUUUUACGAUAUCAAAAGGAAAGUGACCAACCUGGUUGAGCUGGAAGAGCAACUACGAGUUUUGUUGGGUAAGAAGGGUGAAGAGUUAUCGAGCUAUCUGUCAACAACAGAGGCAAGAACGAACAAGAUAAAUCAAGAAAACAUGAACAACUACAACAUUUUCACAAAAACAACAAAAAUGUAUGAUGAUGUUUUAAGGCACCUUCACUCUGUGAGCUCCUCAUUAACAGAAAUAGAUACUCAGAUUAAUGAAGAUAUUCGUCAUGAUAAGGUACUUAUCUUAAAAGAUGUUGUUGAAGGGGUGAAUACAUCUAUGCCAGCAUGUUACGAUUGUACUUUUUUAAGUAUAAGUUUGAAUAAAGAAGAGUUACGGAAUAUUAAGAAUAAACAAAAACAGAAUGAAGAAUGUUGUGCCGAACUAUUAGUUAAAAUCCAUAAGGUGAUUGAAGAGAUGUGUGAAAAAGAAAGUCUUGAUGAAAGGUAUGGCAGAAUUUACACUGGUUUGAUGAAGCAUAAUGUUGUUGUCAAUGAUCUAUAUGACCAAGUAAUUUCUGCACCAAAAUCACUGGAAGAUGCAAUCAUUGAAAAUGAUGGUUUUUCCACCAUGUUGGAAAAACAUGAAAAUAUAUUGAAAUUGUUAUGUGAUGACUUUCAUCAUUUUGAUGAAGAUUUAGAACCGAAACAGAAAUUCAAAAUCAGUGAAUUAAUCAGUACAGUUAAACAAUCUCAUGCAGAACUCAAAAAUGCUAUUGAUGCUAAAGCUGAAGUUUUGAAUCAUGUCCAAGAUGAGAAAUUUGAUUUGGAGAAGGUUAUAAACAGGACCAAUGAUAAUGUUGCAAAAUUGGAAUCUGAAAUGUCGAGUAUCCUAAUGUUUCAACAGGCGACUGCAAAGAGGGAACUUUUAAGUUCUCUGUCUGAAGAUAUUGGUAAUUGUUUGACGCAACUGAAUUCUUGUAAUAUUUCAAAUAUGGAGCAUCUUCCACAUCAUGACAAGACACAAUUGGAAACAAUGCUUGCCAAUUCGAACAAUCGUAUCAGAGAUGUAAUUGACUGCAUUGAAGAAGAAUGUAAACAUUGUGAACUUGCUGAUGACCAAAAAAAGAAGAUAUUAGAAGCUUGUGAAAAUAUAGACACAGAUAUUUCAACUUUAGCAACAACGUUUUAUAGACUUAAACACUUUGAAGGUGCUAGAUAUGAAGAGAUGUUAGAGGGUUUGAUCUGUGCUUUAAAUGAAACAUCUUCAAAAAUGCAAAACUUGGAACUUUUACAAUGUGAUAAACUUCUUGCGGAAGAUUUCAAAGAAAUCAGUGAAAGAAAGGAAAAAUGCAGCAAUGAAUAUAAACAACUAAAAGCUAUGAUAAAUGAUUUUAAUCAAUCUAACAAUCUUGUUGGUGACAGUCAUAAAUGUUCAGUAGAUCUUGAACAAAAUGCCCAAGAAAACAAUGGAUUUUUGUCAUACCAAAUAAAUGAAGACGUUUCUACUUUAGGGGAGGAACUUCUAGAAGAAUCACCAAAUGAUGAUGAUAACGGUGAUACUCAGAACUGUCUUCCUGUUAUUGAGAAUCUCAAAGCUGAUCAAUAUGGUAGCCAAGUGUUACACAAUGAUAAAGAUUUGGCAAAAAUAUCAACAGAUAUCAACACUGAUAAUGAAAUAUUAGAUGAAGCAUAUGAAAAUGUAGAUCAAAAAAAUGUCCUAGAACUUUUAGCUGUUGGGGAAGAUCGGCAAACAAAGGUAUUCAUUUCAACUGAAGAACCAGUAAUGUAUGAAGAACCAGAAAUUCUGGCAGAUAAAUGUGAAAGUUCAAAUUCAGAAAUGUUAACUAUUAAGGAAGUUGUACUGUUAAAGAAACCAUGUGUGAAAAGAUUUGGAAAAACAAUACUAACAAAUAGAAUCAUUUCACCUGUAAUAUGUGAACCUGUUGAAGCUACAUCUGUUAAGAUGAUGCCAUUAGGGAACGAUAUCAAUGUGAAUAUAAAGAAAUGUGACAAGCAACCUGUUGUUGAAGAUAUGAACAUCGAGAUAAUCUUUGAAGAUGAUCUUCAAAGUCCAGAAAUUGUUGAUUUAAAUGUACAACCCACUGAAGAUGUUUACGAAUCAUUACCUUCCGAAAUUAAAACUACUGAUUCUGAUCAACAUAAUAGUGUUCUAAUUGAAGAACUUAAAAACAAACUUUGUGCAUGUGUUCAGGAGUAUGCUAACAUUGAAAAAGAUCUCACGCAUUUUGACGAGUUUCCAUUGGAUGAACAGUUGUGGCAAUUUAAAGAUAUCAAGAAAGAUAAACUGCAACUGGAUAACAUUGUUGCGUCCUGUCAAAACGAUCCUUUAUGUGAAAUGCCAACAGAAAAUUUAGUUGAAGCUCUAAAGUACAGUCAAAAGUUGGAUUCUCUUAUUCCUCAAACUGAAGAGUUUCUACAACAGAAAAUCAAAAGAAAGACCUCCUAUGUUGCUAAGUUGGAAAAUGCCUUUGAACUCAUUGCAUCUAUUGAAGAAAAAUACUUUCAACCUGGUGAUAUGGGACUAGAAGAACGAAUUGAAUCAGUAAAUGUUUUGUUGAAGCAGAUAAAUUCUGCUGAUGAUGAGGUUGCUAAAAUUCUCGAGGAAGGUGGUAUAUCUUUUUCUUUGCCAUUAAUUGAUCAGGACCAGCUAUCAAGACAAUUUACUAUGUUUCAUGAGAAGUAUGUAGACUUUACCAGUACUCUCAAAAGUCAAUUAGCCUUUUUAGAGAAUAAAAUGCAGUUAAAGAAAACAUAUGAAGUAGAUUGCAUAGCCCUACAAAAUCGCAUUGAUUUCUUAGUAAAAACAAGUAAAUCAGGUGAGGUACCACAUAAGCAACUUAUCCAGGUAACCAAAAGUUCUCUAGCUGAUUUAGAAAUAGCAGCUUCCUUGUUUUUAAGUGUAGAUCAAGAAAAAGAACGGGUUAAAAUAACUGAAGACAUUUCAAAUAUGUACAAAACUUUAGAAUGCGUCUGGCAGAAGCAUUAUGACAGAAAAGGUUACAACAUUUCACAAAACAGCCAGGAGAUUUCUGAAGAAACUUUAACAUUUUCCCAAGAAGCCAUGCUCUUAGACAUUGCAGAGGAGCCUAUUGAAACUUCAAGUCCAAUAAGAAAAUCACAUUCUGCAAGUUUGCUAAGUGAUGGACUUUUUAGCAAUGACUCUAAUACUGAAGAACCUCCAAUAAAAGAAGAUAAAAACGAGGAUGAAGAAACCGCUGAUGAAGAAGAUUUGAAAGAUUCAAUUCUUGAAAAGGAUCUAAUUGAACAAAUUCAGAAGAAUGUUAGUAGUAAUUUGAACAAGGGGGAAACGUUUGAAACACUAACGUUCUCUAAAAAAUUGAAGGAUAAAGCUGUUUCGGAUAUUGUGGAAAACUCAGCCAUUUAUGAAACAGUUGCUCAUGAUUAUCAAAAUAAAACGUUAGAAAAAGCUGUUCCCGAAGCCAAAGUAAAAGAAAGUAAUGAUACUGAAGCUAAAGUAGAAGAACUUAAUGUUUCAGGAGCUGAGUUAGUGAAACCAGAUGAAAUUGAAUCUCAUGUGGAGACAUGUGAUGUUACUACGGCUAAGGUGAAAGAAAUUGUUAUUUCUGAAUCUAAGGAAGAAAAAGUUGAUAAAGCAGGAGCUAAAAUGGAUGAAAAUAUUAAAGUUGAAGCUAAACUGAAAGAAACUGAUGUUGCUGAAUCUAAGGAAGAAAUUCCUGAUGCUACAAUAAACGAAUCCAUUGAUUCUAACUCUAAUAAGGAAAAAACUAUUGUUCCAAGAGAAAAUGUUGAAAACGCUAUUGUUUCUGAAGCUAAGAUAGAAUCUAAAACAGAAGUUGGUGCAGCUAAAGGUAAGGUAGACGAAGCUGGUGUUGCUAAGCAUAGCGUAGAAUACGUUGUUUUUACAUCUGAAGCAAAAGAAGCUGGUACCAUUAAUGGUACUGUGGAAGAAACUACUGUUGCAGAAUCUAAAGCAGAAUACCGUCACGAUAGUAGAGCUAAAGAAAAAGAAGCUGAAGUUGAUGAAGCAAAAGUAGAAGAAACUGUUUUCCCUGACGCUAAAAUAGAAAAAAACGUAGCUGCAAAAGCUGGUGCAGAUCCUGUUGUUGCAGAAGCUAAGUUGGAUGAAACUGACAUAGCUAAAGUUAAAGUUGAGAAACUUAAAAUGGAUUUAGCUCAUGUUCCUAAAGUUAUGGUGGAAGAAGUUCUUGUUUCGAAGUCUAAUGUGCCUGAAGUUAAGGUAGAAAGUUCCGCCAUUUCUGAAUCUAAAGAUUUAGAAAUUCAUAUUGCUGAAGCUAAAGUACAAGAAGCUGAUUUUGCUGAAUCUAAAUUUGAAGAAAUUGUUGUUGCUAGAGGUAAGGUAGAAGAAGCUGUUAAAGUUAGACAUCAUGGAAAUGAGCCUGUAGAGGGGGAAGCCAAAGAGGAAACAGCCCGUGUUGAUCAGGUUAUAAUAGAACAAGAUGAUGGUAAAGUUGACAUAGAAAAAGUUAAUCUUGAUGAAGCUGAGUUACAAGAUGCUUAUGUUGCUGAGCCUGAAGCAGAAGAGGAUGACAAUGUUAAAGCCAACGUGAGAAAAGCUGGUGAUGUUAAAGCUAAAACAGAAGCUGAUGUUGCAUACAGUAAAGCAGGAAUGGCAGAUGAAGCUGGAUCUGAUAUAGUUGGAACUGUCAUUCCUAAAACUAAGAUAGAAAAAGCUAUUGUCUUUAAAGUUAGUGCAACAGAAGUUGGUGAACCUGAGGCUAAAGUGGAAGAAAAUGUUGCACAGGAAACUAAUGCAGGUAAUUUAAAAGAAAUUGUUAAUUCUAAAUCUAAAACAAAAGAAGUUAGUUCGUCUCAUGGUAGGGUUGAAGAGGCUGAUGUUGCAGAAACCAAAGGAGAAUUGCCUUAUUGCAACGAAGUUACUGAAUCAAAAGUAGAAGAAUCAGUUAUUCUAGAAGCUAAAAUAGAAAAAGAUAGUGCUGGAAAUGUGGAAGUACCUAGUGUUGCGGAACUUAUGAUGGAUGGAGCUAAGAUGAAUAGAGCUAAAGCUGUGGCUCAAGAAAGUGUUUCUGAAGCUAAUAUUUCUGAAGCAAUGGUUGAAGAAACCGCUGUUCCUAUAUGUCAAGAUGUGGAUACCAAUAUUGCUGAGGUGCAAGAAUUUGAUGUUGCUGAAUCUAAAGUGGAAGAAAUUGUUGUUCCUGCAGCUAAAAAAGAUGGAGCUGGUACUACUGAAGUUGCAGCGACAGAGCUUGUUGUUGCAGAAACUGAAGAAAAAGAACCUUAUGAUAGGGAGGUUAAAGAAAAAGAAGCUGAAUCGAAAGUAGAAGUACUAAAACAAGUUACUAAAUCAAAAGUCGAGGAAAAUGUUGCUCCUGAAGCUAAAGUUGUUGCUGCAGAUGUUAAUUUAGAAGAACUUGUUGUUCUGGAAUCUAUGGUAGAUAAAGCUAAAGUAAAAGAAGGCGAAGAGGCUGAUGUUGAGGUGGAGCUAGAUGUUCCGAAAGCUAAGAUCAAGGGUAUUGUUGAUUCUGAAGCUAAUGUAUUUAAAGAUAAUGUAGAAUUAAUCACCGUUGCUAAGGCUAAGAAUGAUCACAGCAUUAAAAAGAAUGUUAUAGAGGAAACUAAAACACCAGAUAAUGGAUGUGAUGAAAUUGAUAAAACAGAAACAUCGAAUGAGUACACUAACACAGUUGAAGACACCAGAGAUACUAUAAUAAGUUUAUUGGAAGGUGCUGUAUCAACCCUUAACGAGUUCGAAAAAUUAGAAGAUAGCUGGAAGGAAUAUGACAGUAUUGACAGUAUUAUGGAUGCUCUUGCAAAACUUGAAGUGAACAGAGCACAUAAAGAUUUAAUGACAUGUGAAUUACUUGUGCUUUCUCUUCAAGACCAGUUAUCUGUUGAAGAAAGACACGAGUUACGCGAUGAAAUUUAUUCACUACAGAACUGCUUAAAUGAUGCUGGUGAGGACAUCAACAGGCGUAGUUUUGAUUUUCAGAAGCUGAAGAUUCUUUUGGCAGAUUAUGAAGAGGAAUUAAGCAAGUUAGCACAACAGUUGACUUUAUUUAGGGAAAGUAACGUGGCACAAACCAUGAAAGCGUCCUUAUACGAUAUAAAAAGGCAGUUAAAUUGUGAUAAAAGUAAAUUGAAUUUAUAUGGACAGGAUUUAGCUAGAUUAAAAAGUAAUAGGGAUGCAAUUGGUGAAGAUCUUCCAACAUGUCUUAAUGAGGAGUUUAAAGAAAUGGAAAUCGAACUUAAUGAAGAACUAAACGGGGUUAUUGGUCAGCUAGAAAAGGAAGAAAUAUACGUAGAUUCGCUAAAUAAGAGCAAGAAAUCAAUUUCUCAUCUCAUUGCAAAGUUCACAGCUUCCAUUGAAAAUAUACAAGACCGGUUGCAAGAAGUCAAACCAGAAAAUAAGAUAAAUGUUGAAGAUGAAGUGAAGAAGUUAAUGCAAGAAUAUCACAAGUUGGCAGAAGCUUGGAAAAUUAAAAAGCCUGAGAUAAAAACUGCAGCAAUGACGCUUCCUCAAGAGGAUGUUAUUGAGUUAAAGGAAUCUAAAGAUCAAUUUGAGUUAUUACUAAAAAAUAUUGUAGAAGACUUUAAAGAAUAUUCAACACAUCACAAUUUCUCUGGUGAAAUUAAUCAAAAAUUAGACAACUGGUUUGAAGAAUUUAACAAUAUUAAACAUCGAGCAACAGAAAGUGAAAUGAAGAAAUUGGUUGAUCAGAUUUCAUGCAAUGAAGACUUGCUUGUUAAAAUUGAACAAGCAGUUAUUGCAUUAGGUAACAUCUUUAGGAAACUGGGAUCUAUUGAAGAACUUUCCAGUGCAGGUAGUGAGGAUUUUAAAGAUGCAAAGAAAGAAAAAUUACGCAUAGAAGCAUUUCAAGAAAAUGUUAAAGAGUUGUGGAUUUAUCUAAGGGAGAGAAUGAAUCAUUUGAAAGAGUUAAAAAAUCUUUUAGAUAAUUCAAAAUCUUUGUUAUUGCAAUUGGAUGGAAAGGUUGAUGCCUUGUCAGAAAGCUGUCAAGGUUUGCAAAGUAAUGUGGACUUUGAUUCUGAGAUAUCCACAUUGUCAGAUGAAUAUGCCAUUUUAAUUACUAAUUACGGUGGUAUAAAGCAUGAACUACCUGCCCAGGAUUGUGAAGAAAUGGAAAAAUUGCUGGAAGUUACUGCAUCAAAGAUAAACACAAUGAAAACAGAGGAUCCAAUACAAACGGAUGAUAGCUUCACCUUAAAACUUAAAGGGGUUGAAACAUACUUGGAAAACGCCAUACCUCCCACACUGAAAGAUGGUGAAUCAAUUGAAAUUACGAAAUGUGGAUUGCAGCAGCAAAACAUUGAUCUACAACAUCUUAGCGAUGAAGUAACUUAUUUCAUAGAUGAAAAUGACAAUACUAUUGAUCAAUAUGCACAAGAUAUCAUAAAUAAGCUACAUGUUACUCAAGCUGUUGUAAAAACAUCUUUAAAAGACCUUGAAAUAUUACAAAGCAGCUUUUUGUUUGUAAAAAAUGAUAUAGAAGACCUACAGUUCAAUGUGAGCAAAAUUUUACAAUCAAAGGGUGAGAUUAAUUCUAUGCAAGAAGCUGAAAACUACCUUGCUACAUGCAGAGAGAAUAUUAAACAAUUUAAAAAGAAAUUUGAUACUAAAAAAAUACAGGUAGCAGAUCUUGUAAAUAGGCUGCCUACAACAGACUCACAUACAUUAAAUGCAGUGGCAAAUACUUGUGCAGAUACUCUGGAGAACUGCGAAAAAAUUUUGAAUAAUGAGGAAAAUAAGUAUGAUUUGUUAUCAAAAGAGUUGAGUAUGUUUCAUACAAAUCAAAAUUACAUUAAAAGUUGGUUGCGCAUUUGCCAAAAGGCAGUAGUUAGUAAAAAUCAAAACGUACCUUUAAUAGAAAAUUGGUUGGAUGAAAGUAACGCAUUGGAAAGUGAUUUUAUUGAACAAAAAGUCUAUAUUGGACAAUUAAAAAGUUUGUAUAGCAAAAUGGAAUCUAGCUUACCAUAUGAAGAGAAAACUAACGCAAAUGAGAUUUGCAUGCAGCUAGAUGAAAAUUAUACUGACAUACUUCAUAUGUUUAAGACCGUCAAAGAAGAAUUGUUAAAAAGACUUGCUUUAAGAGAUGAAUAUAUCUCAAUGCUAGAAAUUUCCUUCAGAUGUGUUGAUGAACUGCAGAAGGAAGUGAGCAGCAAUUUUGAUCCAAUUGAUAAACAUUUUGAUACCUUUCUUAAAUUAGAAUUGGAUUUCGAGAAACUUACAGAAAGUUUAGAGGAGUUACACAGUGGUAUUCCACCUGUUGAAUGGAGCACUUACUCAGUAAAAAUGCAAGAAAAAAUACGUGUUUUGCAAGACAUAAAGGAAACUUUAAAACAAAACUCUUUAAGUAUAGAAAGCCAAAAUAAGAAGAAACAGAAUAUAGACCUCUCACUUGCUGCCACGUUAAGUCAACUCAAAGAAAGAAUGAAAUUUAUAGAGGACAUACUGAAUGGCACAGAAAUUCCUGAUAGUCUAUCACCUCUUCUCAUUGAGUUAAAUCAUGAGAUUGUUCAGUGGGAUGUGAAUUUACUGAAGAUCAAGAAUGAUGUUGCCAAACCAGACCAGCUUUCUCUAGCAAGGGAAUGUGAAGAUCUGAUAAAACAACAGAAAUGUGCAAUUGAUGAAAUAGCAACAAAAGUUAAGAGAGCUGAAAACUUUGAUAUGGACAUAAAAAAUUUAAAGAAUGUUUACAAUGUAUUGGCUGAUUCGAUGAACAGUAAUGAUGUUAUAUGUGAUACUCAAAGAAAAUUAAGAAAGCUGUUGCACCAGAUUGAGAUUGUUGAAUCAAAUGCUGAUGCUGCCGCUAUGUUUAAAAGAGAUAAAGAUAGAAUGUUGAACAUUUUACUGGACUUAAGUGAAAGUGCAAAGAUGCUUGAUACGAGCUUACAAAACAUGAUGCAAGCUAAUAAAAGUUCUACGCUGAAUGAAAUUGUAAUAAUUGAAGAUCAACUUUCCUUAAUAGAGGCUGAAAUAAGUGAACUAUUCACCCAUUUAGAAAAAGACAUAAAUAUUUGUGAAAACAUUAAUGGAGAAUUAAAUUUAAUUGAAGAAGCUGCAAAGGACUUCAAAGAAAUUAAAAAUAGAGCAAUUGAAGUGAUUAAUAAUUCAUAUAAAAUACUCGCUGUUAACGAUUCAGAUGAACAUAAUGUGUAUGAUAGCCUUGAGGUGAAUGUAACAUCUGUUCAAGAACGAAUAACUGAAUGUGAAGUACAUUUGCUGAAAAUGUUAGAUGAAAAAAUGAAAACCUCGCAGCACAUAGAUGAAAUUACAAUGGAUAUAGAAGAAAUGUACAUUAACCUGCAUGAAAUCGAGGAGAAGUUUGUAGAUUGUUUCAGUGCUCAAUCUCUACAUGAUAUUUUACAAAACGUUACCAACAUUUUUGCAGAAAUUAAAAAACUAUCUGAAAGAACACAAUGUGUUUUGAAUGAAAUGAAGAUGUUGAAAGAAAACUUAACAGAGCACCAACAAAAAUCUAUAGAACAUGACUUAGCUUUGUUGCCUGUCAAAGUAGAAGAAUAUCUAAAUAAUUAUGGCUUGAAGAAAGAAACGUUGAGUUCCUUGGAAGAUUCCAUUAAAAGUUUCAACGAAAGAGAUAUCAGCGACGUUUCUUUAGAAAUUAAGCAACUAGAAACGAAUCUUCCAUUAACGCCAUAUGAUAUUGCAGAGUUAAAGUUUGUUAAAAAACAGUUAAGUCAUAACUUGGGUUUAAUUGGGAAAUACACACGCACUUUGAGCAGCCUUUUGGAUGUAUUCAAUCCUAUCGAAAAAGACAAAUUAUUAGCUGUUACAGAUAUGAAAAAUUUAUACCAACAGAUUAACGAAUCGCAACGUUACAUAGAAAACUUAAUAGGAACAUUAGAUUCUUAUGAGGAAGAAUUGAGUAAAAAUGAGGAUCCUGUUAUACAACUGGAGAAGGAGCUACAUGAAGCGUGUGAACUUUUAAAGAGAAAGCAAGAUGAAUCAUUAGUAGAAAGUAAUAAUAAUGUAAUAUGUGAGGCAGUUGUCGAUUUUCAACAGCAUAACCCUGUUUCAACUGAACCCAGACUUGAAGAUCUAUCAGUAGCUAAAAACGCAAUCAACACAAAUAAAGAUAAAGAAACAUGUGUAGAACUUGAAGAAGAAAUAAAAGAUGUUCCUAAUAAAACUGAUGGUAAAAUACAUGAAAAGCCAUAUGAUGUCAUUAAUCUGAGCAACCUACUUAAUCAACCAGUUAAAAUUACUGACAUUUCUCCAGUUAUUGAAGAAGUUAAGAAACAAUAUAAUUCUCCACUUCAACAUCCAAGAAGUCAGCUACAUGGAGACCUUGCUGACCAAAUGGAAAUAGCGACUACUGAUGGAGAUUCAUUGCCAUCCAAUAGCAUUUCUAGCCCAAAUGAAAGUACGAAGACCACAGAUUAUCCACAUAAUUCCUUUGCAGAUGAAAUUUCUGUAAAUAGCCAAUUUUCUUUUGGCGAGCCUCUUGAAGAGGUGCCUUCAGAGGAAGUACCACCUGAUCAAGUUGUUAGUUUCAGUUUAAAAUGGUUUAAAGAUGAGGAAGGGAUGGCAAAUGAAAACACGUCUUUCUUACAAUAUGAACAUAUAAAUGAUAGCACAAUUAAAUCUAAUGAUAAUCCUCUUUACUUGCAUUCUAUUACACCAGACCUUAUUAGACGCCAGUCAUAUUCACCUCUCGAGCUAGUAGAGGAGGGGGAGAAGACUACUCAGAAAAAGACAGAAACUUCUAAUGCCAAAUGUGUUAUUGAUCUUGAUUACACAGAUUCUUUUGAAGAUAGUUUAUCAUCUAGUAAAAGUUCUGUAAGCUUUUAUGAAAAUGAACAGUCGUGGCAGCCGGUCAAUGUUUCUGACAUUAACGAGGUAAAUAAUGAGAUGCCAGAUCCCUUAAGUAAAGAGUACAUUGAUUCAUGCCAAGGUGAAAAAGAUGAAGUUGUAGCAGGAUCUGAAAUAUUGAAAGAUGCCAUUAGCGUUCAUGCAGGAGAAAAACAUAGCAGUACCAUCUUAUAUGAUCAAAAACAGUUUGUUGACCUUGACUACACGGAUUCAUUUGAGACUAGUUCUCCAUCCACUGCAAGAUCAAUGAGUUUUGACGAAUUGGACGAACCAUUUACUCUUUCAGUUACUCUAGAACAUGAACAGGACUCGACCAGUGCUGCUUUGGAGCAGUUAAAACUGCUUGGGGAUAUUAUACAGACUACAUCAGAACCUAAUACAUUUGAAACAACACAGGUAUCUCAAGGUAAAGAAUUACAUUCAACUCAACCUAACGAAUUUGAAAGAAGUGAUUUAUCUAAUACGGCUUCGUUAAAAGGAUUGUAUAGGCCAGUAAUAAUGUUAGAAGAUCUUUUUUGUGUACCUCUCAUUGAAGAAAAAAUACCUGGCAGUAAAACAGAAACUUGCCAGAAGAGAAACAGUGGAUUUAAUUCAAUAUUAAAUGAAGUUACAUCCCCGGAAAUGACGGUCGCAGGUAGUAAUCAUUCAAACUCACUCAAUUUGGAAAAAAAUUCUAGCGAAAUAUAUUUUGGACACGAUGUUGUUGAUGAAGUGUUGUUGGAAUAUAAAAUUCUAGAAAAGGACGUUAAACUAAUUGACUUAGAUACGCUUGAAAGUAAUCCUAUUACGGAUGAGGAAAUUGGGAAGAAUAUAAAGCCUAUGGAAGAUGAUAAUAAUGAUGAUGCUAAUUCAUUUAAAGACAGGAAGAUGAGCUCUAACGAAGAAGAAGAAGAAGAAAAAGAAGAAGAAGAAGCGUCUACUUUGUUUUUGUCAUCUGACAAAACUAUUUUGCAUAUUUUGGAAAAUGAAGCACAGCAAAUAAGAUUACCAGAAACUGAUUUGGCGUUGAUUGAUCUUGAACUUUUUGAUGUUGCAGGUAAAAGGGAUCCUGUUCCAGCCACUAAUUAUAAAGAGAAGAACGUUCAGUUGGAAAAUGCUGAUGUAAAUCUAACAAAGUUUGAUAUAAAAGGAAAACUGAAGUUUGAUGAAGGAAAUAUGGAACAUUUAAGUAACGAACUGAUUGUUGAAGAGUUAAGCGUUGACGUUCAUCUUGAUGAUGAAUGUGGAAAACAAAAAGAUGAUUCUGGAACUGACUUUACCAAAACACAAGAGCUGGAGUUUAAAGGUGCAAUCAGUUCAGAGUCAAUAACACAAAUACCAAGCAAGAUAUCCAUUAGAGAAGAGGAGGACUCAAGUGAUAGCCUUAACAUUAGUACUGCUUCAGAUAUUCAGUAUGAAUUAGAUAAAUCCGACGCAGAAGAAAAAUUGCAAGAGAUUGAAAACCUUAUGGGCACUUUCUUUGAAAAGAUUGAUGCAAUGAAAGUUCAGGUGGAUACCCCCUCCGAAGAGAAGAUACUAGAACCAUAUGUCAGCAGCAGUAACCAAGACAAUCAAGUUGUUGACACUGCAGUCACAAAAAAGAAAGAUUCUGAAUACAUUGAACUGAUGAAGCUGAAGGAAGAAUUUAGACAGGCUAAAAUUUCCCUUGAUAGUUUACAUUUUAAGAAUGAAGAACUGAUCAAAGAUGAAACAGAGCUGAAGCAGUCUAUAGAACAAGGGAGUAUUGCUUUGGAUAGCAUUCGUGAAGCAAUGACGUUGACAGAACAAAACAGAUGUGCUAGUAUUGGACAGUUGGAAGAUAACAUCACAAACCUUAAGACAAAGCACGAAAAGCUUUUAAAACUACAAUCAUCUCUUCAUCAACACCCGUCAAUGUGUUUUGACCAAUAUUCUCAAAUAAUUGAAGAUCUCAACAACGAUAUAACAGCAAUCUUGCAACAAGCAAAUACACACGAAUUCUACUCAGUAAACAAACAGCACGAGUCUUAUGGUAAAAUAAAUGAAAUAACAACAACGUUGGAGGAGAUGAAACAGAAAGUUAACAGUAAAGAUAUGAAGAAUUGCUCAUCUGUGAAUAUUCAAAGUGAUUUGAUUAAUUUCAAGCAAGAUCUGGUUGCUUUGCAGGAUAUGAAAGAUAAAUUACGAUUUGUAAAAGCUGAAUCAAUGGAUAUCUUAUCUGGUGAUGCUGACGGCAAGUUCAGGCAGGAAGUGCGUGAAGUUGAAGAUGAUGUGGAAAAUAUGAUACGCACAGUGCAAGAACAUGUCGCUGCAUUAGCUACAAAAAAAGAUAUAGGAGAUGCGGAAUCCCAACAAGAAUUAUCUAAUGUUAACACAUCUGAUAAGAAUAGCGAAAUAGAUGAAUCCUCGUUUCAACCAGCCAGUAUUGAAAGUUCUCGCAACGUCAAUGCAAAUGAUUCUUCAUUGUUUGAUCCUGAUUUUAACUGCGGAAAAGUGUUAGAAUUUGAGCCGGUACUGCAUUCUGGGGACCAGGUUGUUCAACAAAAUGAACAGGAAUCAUUGAAAGUAAAAACUGAACAAACAAGUAAUGAAGAUGAAAAAGAUCAUGAAAAAGUUUUUCCUAUAGAAAUAGUUAAAGAAGAACCAAUUGUUGCAUCUUCUCAAACGUCUUCCAAACACAUAGAACAGAAUUUUCAUGCAACCAUAGAGGAAAUGGAUCAUAUUUAUCAAUCAGUUUGUGUUAUUGAUAGUAGCGUUAUCGGUGAUGAAGAUAUAAAUGCUAAAUUACAACAGCUUAAAAAUCUAGAAUCACAAUUAUUAUUCAUGCAUCAAACUCUGCAUGACAAGAAAACCAAGUUUCACAACAACUAUAAUAAACAACUUCAAAAGGUGAAGAGCGUACUGAAUGAGAAAAAGCAAAGACUUUUGCAAGCUCAGAAUGAGUUUCAUACGUUUGUUCAAGUAAAAGCGCAUUUCAAUGAGCUGAUUGAAGAUUUUGUUGACGUUGUAAAGAAUAAGGACAAGUUGAAGGAGCUGAUUGAGGUGAAAGACAGAAUAAUAACAGCCAUUGAAACCAUUGAUACGCAACAAGCAAUAUUAAUGGAGCACUUGCAACAGGACGGACAUCAGGCUAUACUCGACCAACUAGAUAAAGUACAGGACACUUAUCUAGACGUUUUUGAUCGUUUUUCAGAAAGAAUCACAGAGACUGUAGCAAGCUGUUUGACUGGCACAACCCUUGCAGAAAUAACUUACAAAGAGUUGCAGAAAGCUUUUAAAGUUUAUCAAAAUCUUAAAACCGUUGAGGAGAAAGAUUUAGAUUCUAUAAAGGAAUUAAAAGAUGUGAUUGAACAGUACACUUUGGAUGCAGAGAAAAGUUAUACGACAGCAGAAGCUUUAAGUGAUUAUGUUAGCAAUGAUGAAGUUACUUCAAAAGCUUGUCAUGUGUGGAGUUUGUAUAAAAAGUUGAAGAGAGAUUUAGAAAAUGUGGAGGAGAAUUUGUUACUGACUAAAGAAGCGUUUAUCAAGGCCGUGCAGAAACUUGAUAGUGAUGUACAAGAAUUGUAUAAUCUAGAAUCUAUUGGGAAGCUAACUUCUGGUGAUAUUGAGCAAAGACAACAACGCUUGGACCAUCUUGUUGGAGUUAGUUCCUACCACACAUUACCUGAUCAUGUACAGAAAACAAUUUUUGUCAACAGACUUAAUCUAGAUAAUUUUGCUAUGAAAGUUUUUAAACGUAACUUUAUUCCAGAAAGUAUAGAGAAAAACAACGUUGACGAUGAAGAAAUAACAGAGAGCCCGUUGUUAUCUGAAUCCGAGGAUGUCCUCUUUCCGUCUACACAUGUGCAGCAGACCACCUUGUCUGUGUUGCGUCCAUUAGCACUAGAUGCUAUCGAGAAGGUUUUGAAGUUUUCACCUACAACGACAAUACCUUCAGAACAGAGAAUCAAUAUUGAUGAAAGUAACGAGCAGAAAGAACUUGUGGCUGAAGAUAAUAUCAGGGAAUUUAAACUGAAACCAGUUGAAUGUGACCUUGCAAUAAUAGAUUUAGAAGAGUUUACUUUAGAUGAAUCAGAAGCAUCAACUUCUUUAAAACCAGAUGGAAAGGAGAGUUUCCCCAUUGAAGUAAAUCAAACCUCUGCUGUUUUGGCACCUGUAGAACACGCUAUUAUAGAGUCUAAAGUAGAAAUUAAAAAGCCUACGCCUUUACUUAAAGCCUUAAGUUUGUCUAGGGAGUUGUUAAACACAGAAAAUAACGAAUCAGAAGGUCGUGUGUCAUCUGUCGCAUCUAUCAUUUCGGAAUCAAGUGGAGUGUAUUCGGCAGAUGCAGAAGAUAAGAGCUAUCAUAAAUUAAAUCUUCGGGGUGAUAUUCACCAAGGAAAUGUUAUUCCAUUUGAACGGGAUGACGAGGAGCAGUCAAACAGCACCCUUGUUGACGAUAUUCACAAUCAAGGUGUGAAAAACAGUGACAGUGAUGCUACAGCGCAGUUUCCAACCAAUGAUAACACCAGACCUGAAGCACAAAACCCAUACAAUUCACCCAACCUUAGUCGUAGACAGUUCGUCGAAAACUGGGCUGCUUCAAUCCAUAAUAAUACACACACUGGCCACUUAGAUAUAGAUGAUGACUGUGUUUCACACCUGGCCGCUAAGACAAUAGUGGAAGCACAUGGUGAAAAUCAGCAAAAACAGCUUUAUGUCAACCAGAUUAAGCCCAGCGUUCCAAUAGACAAAAAUAUUCCAAAACAAGAACAAGUCAUGGCAGCAUCUGAUAAUGAGAUUUCGAAGUGGAUGUCUGCAAUCGUCAGUGGCGAUGAAAGGUAUGUUGUGAAUACUCCUGAUGACGAAGAAAUUAUUUUACCACUUUCCAGAUCUGGUGAUGUUAUUUUGAUAUCUAACUUGUCUGCAUCUAAAGUGGACGUAACAGAUGGUGAUACUUCUAAUGAACAGAAAGACGACGAUGUUAUUGCGUCUGAUUGGGCUUCGGUUGAUAUUAAAGAUGUGUCCCGAGCACGCGUAUUGAAUGUGGAGCUGAUACCAGCUGAAUUGAUUGAUUCCACUUUCUCAGAUGACGUCCUAGCAAAUGAUCCGUUGCACAAUUUCGCAGAAAAGAUACCUUUAAAAAUAGAGCAGGUUGACGGAGAUUCGACUGUGCAACGUCUUGCCCUUGAAACUUUGAAAGUAACGAUAUCACCUAUUGUAUUUGACAAUCCCGAUUACAGUAAUAAAUCAAGAGUAACUGAGUGUGAGUACAUUGAAACAAGACUGUCUACAUCUUCUCUUGAACUUGAUAUAUCACUAUCUAACCUUGAAGAAUUAAACAGUGACGAAACAGUCGCCUUAACCGAUCAAGCUUCUGUUGAAGAGGUAAAAAUAAAUUCUAAGCUUCCAACAGAAAUAGACAAGGAGCAGUAUCCAACUCAGGUUAAUUUAAAUAAAACUGAAGUUCGACAACCUACCGAUCUAAAUGAGAUGACGCAGGAUAAUAACAAGAGCGUAGAAAAACAAGAGAAUGCCUUCCAACAACAUGAAGCAGAAACACUACAACAAAACUUUGAUACUUCUUCAAAUUCAUUUGAUAUAAGUGUGGCAAAAAGAGAUCUACUUGAUGGUGACUAUCCAAAACUUCUAAAUGCUGAGAGCGACUGCCUGUUAAAAACUACAAAAGACUAUGUGACAGAAACCGUGUCAUCGCCAGGAUAUAAGCUGGUUGAUAAUUUCCCUUUAUUACGCACUCCGGAAUCCUCGAUGGAAAAUAGUGUAUCUGGAUCCGAAAGACCUAGUUUAUUUUCUGAAUUAACUGUAGCAGAAGAUCAAAGAGUCAAGGAUAUUGCAUUUAAAGAAACAGCAGACAAGUUGUAUGCUGCACUCCUGCCAAACCAAUCUUCGUCGCAUAAAGUCUGUGAAGAAGGACUUAUUAAUUCUUCUUCUAUGAAUACCUCUGAAUUGAAUUUUGAAAGUAAUGCUUUAGCAAGUUAUGCUGUACUGCCUCGUUCAUCGACACCUGUUGUUGCGAAACGGGUUGAAAAUCCAGAAAAGGUAACGUUUUCUCACGAUUUAACAAAAAUUGAUUUUUCAUCACAAAAAGAGCCUAAUGAGGAGCCAAAGAAGAAGAACGAUGCUUCAACGGUGGAGAUUGAUCAAUGUUUGCUUCAGAGAGACUCGACAACAUCAUACAGCGACUACGUUCUCGUUAAACCAGAUUUAUCUCAAGAACCUUCAGCACAACAACAGCAGCAUGUUGAUGACAGUACGUUGACAUCUGUGACAAAAACACAGCAGGGAUUGAUAAAUGCUUUAGAAGUCGAUAUUGAUUCUACAGGAAAUGACAUGAGAAGUCCUAUGUCUGGGAAACUGGACGAAACAUUGUCUACGCAAGCAUCUCCAAGUGAGAGUUAUCACCAUUCUAUGAAUAUAGGAUUGGAGCAGUUUAUGGAUAAAAUUCAAGGUUGUAUGGAGUCCAUGGUAGAAAUCACUGAAUUGGUUAGACAAGACAAUCAGAAGGAAACCGUUCACGAUACAAAGCUUUUUGACAAGAUGGGCCUUCUCUCCCAACUUGGCUCACAACAAUCGCAAAUCGACUCCCUUAAUAUGCUGGGUCAGCAAAUACAAGAGGAUGCAAACGAUGAGAUCACAUCGAAAGUUCAAGAAAAACUUCGUAUUAUGAACACCAACUGGGACUAUCUUCAACAAAAAGCACUUGGUGAAACCACACCAGCUUGGGAUUCUUCUCUUAUCAUUGAUAUGAACGAACGAACAAUCUCACCUGUUUUUUCACCAGUAAGACCACGCAGUCCAGACAGUGACGAGGAACAGAUGACGUUGAGAAACUCUCAGCAACAAUCCCAUCUUAAGUAUCAGAUAUUGUUUUCAGACUUGUUUGAUUGGCUGUCGUCAUGUGAUACCAGUUUGUCACGACCAAUCCCGUCUUGCAUUAGUUUGGAUAUCAUCAAAACAAGAUUGUUUGCUACAGAGGAUAUCGCUGUCGAAGUAUGUUUACAUCUCACUCAACUAAAGUCUCUAGAAGACGCGUGGUCAAACCUGGCUGAUGUUAAUUCCUCUCUCAUAGAACAGCAGGACGGUAUCAUGCUUCUAUGGAAGUAUAUAACUGACAAGGUGGUUCAUGUUAGUAAAAAAUGGUGCAAAGUAGCGAAGGUGUUUGCUGAGAUGCCGGAGAACGACGGUGUUGCAACACAUGAGAUAUCAGCGUGGCUGGAAAGUCUAAAGAAAGAAAUUGUUAAAGCUUCGCAACUGGUAUCGCUGGUUGAAAGGCGAAAUGAGCAGAGCGAACAAGCUGUAAUAGCCCAUCUUCGGGGAUUGUGUAUAAAUUACAAAACGGUGAAACUUCUCUCGUUACUCACUGUUGAUGAAGACAGGAAUGACAUAGAAGAAGUAUGGCGGGCGUUGUAUGAUCUUCAAAGAGAAGCCGCUACUAAAUUUGAUUCACUGACAGAAGAAAGCUUUUCUAGCUCGGAUAGUAGUGAUGAUAAUGAAGACGAAAUGAAUACUUCACCUGUCACUCCGCGCAUAUUAAAGAAAGUGAAACCAACCAAAGUAGCCUACAAAUUACCUUUGAAUAAACAAAGCUUUUUCCGUGAAGAACUUCAAAAAUUUUGUACGUAUGUCAAUGAGGAGGAAAAUGAUUUUAACGAGCGAUCAGCAGGUGGAAUACCAACAUCAGGUGAUGUAGUAAACAAACAUCUUUCAAUUUUGCAGAGCGUUGGUCAAAAUAUCAAAGCUGGACAGCUGCCAAUCAAAUUUCUUUACCAGCGCCUAAACGUCCAAUCAAACGAUGUUAGCGAGGAAUUCAACACAGUGAUGGAGGCUAGCGAAACACUCUACAAUAACAUCAUGUCUCAACUACAGUCUCUAACACGUGUACACUUGCUUCUUGUUUCUUUGCAAAGCAGAAAGGUGCACAUACUUAGCUGGUUGGACAAAAUGAACAAUCGGAUUUUACCCUCCGUGAUGGAGAAAGAGGAAGACGAACUAGAAAAAAUACUCUUGAAGCAAAUGAAAUUAGCUGAUGCGGAGAAACGGUUCUCAGAUAAAACUAAGUACAGAAAUGACAUCUUAACUGAUGCGCGUAAACUGUUGCUCAUUGCUAGCAAUGCAGAUGUACAAGCUUUCGUGGAGCUUCUUGAAAACUCUUGGUUACAACUGCAGAAAAAGUUGAAAACAUCUCGAUGUCAUCUCGAGGAAAUUUCUUCAGUAUGGAAGGAAUUUAGAAUCGCUUCUGAAAAAUUAGAGCAAUGGUUGUCGAUGACUUUAAUAUCUAUCCAUGCUAACUUAGAACAUUGCAACAUCGAUUCAGUUAAAAUGGAACAGCAUUUUAUUGAAACUAUUGAGGAGCAGUUGUCACAGAAACACCAUCAAAAGGAGAGAUUAGAAGCCAUCAGGGAAACUAUUUUACAACUUGUCAAUAACAGUCCAUGUAAAAGUAUCGAACUGCAAAUGACCAACAUUAAGAAUUUAUGGCAAGAGCUAAAAAGUGCGGUUUAUGAUCGUAAGAAGCAUUUGAGCAAUUUAAACACGCAGGUUGAAUGGAGUAAUAUAUGUGAUAUGAUGAAUGUUAUUUCUGUGGUUGUGAGUGGUGGUGAAGUAUUGUUGGAAGAAUGUACAAACACAACAAUUUUUAAUGUUGAUGAGCUAGCUAAACAAAUCGAGUCUCUGCUAACAAUGUUAAACAAGCUGGGCAAGCACCAGUCAACUUUGCAAGUCUUACUACAACAUGCUGAUGAUGUCAAAUGGUACAAUAAUCAUGAAUUUCAACGUAGCUUAGCCAUGCUGUACAGCAGUUUUAGCUGGCUUGUGAAGAAUCUACCAGAGAGAGUACGUGUGUUGCAAGCAGUGGAAUUAAAAGUGAAGGAGAUGGAACUGAUGAUUGAAGACAGUGAAGAUCAACUCAAUGAAAUAGAUACUGCUUUGAGUAGAUGUGUGAAGUUGAACAGUUUGGAGGAUGUUGAGAGUUGUCAAAACAAAAUAAAGAUUUCAUCCAAUGCGUUGUCAAGUCUUGAUGAAGUGGUCAAAAAUAUCAAGCAGGGAACUGAAGCUUUAUCACUAGAUACCAUCACUUCAAACAUCAAUGUUAUCGAACAAUCAAAAUCUUUGCGAACUCACAUGGAUCGAACGAAGAAGAAUCUCUCCAGCUUGGAAAGUAGACUGCGAGGUUAUGAUGCGUACAGGGAUAUUGAGAAUGAAUUGGACUAUUUACAGGAUUAUGCGCUCACAUGUCAGGAGACUGUAAAUGAAUGUUUGGAUGUUUCUUUGACACGUGAAAACCUGGUACAUAUUAACAAUACCAUGAAAGCUUACCAAAAAGAAAUACCGUACAAGACCGAACAUCUGGAAAAGCUAUACGAGCUAAUCAAUACAUUGACAGGAGACGAGUGCUUGGUCUCUGUAGCUUUACCAUGGCUUGAAAUCACGCAUGAUUUAAGUAAAAAGUUUUCCAAACUAACGUUAACAGUAACGAAGAAACAAGAAGAAGUGGAAACACUUUCUACAUCAGUGGCGCAGUUUGACGAGGACUAUAACGAGUUAAAGGCCUGGUUACAUGGCAAAGAAAUGGAGUACAGUCAGUUAGCACUACAAGUUAAAGAUGCUUGUUCGGAGGAUUCUCUUAAUCUGAUCAACAAAUGCAAGAAACUGAGAGACGAUUUGCCUGUGUUCGUGACGUUUUCUGAUAGCAUGGCUUCACUUCUUUCGAGCAAGAGCAGAUUAUUAUUUUACAAGGACACCUUAGUAAGGGUGAAACUUGAAGAAUUAAAGGAGAGAUAUGAAUCAUUAAAAGAGCAAAUUAAUCAUCUCUACGAUAGGCUUAUUGCAUCAAAAGGCAAGAAAGCAAGUUAUAAAUCAUUGUUUGAAACCACAGAGAUGUGGUUAAAAAAGGUGGCAGAUGAAGAAGAAACAAGUCAGUUUACAUCAAUACAGGACAAGCGAGAUUACCUCAAGGAUACCUUAGAGAAAACUGAAAGUCUUCAAGUUCGCUUCAAUGAUAUAAUUUCCAACUCUAACGAAGCAGAAUUUACUAUGCUGAGUGGUUUGAUGAAUCAACUGGAAGUUUUAGUUUCAAUGUCACACCAAAAUAUAAGAGAAGUCGAUUUGUUGAUAAAGGAUGUCGAUAUUUUUAAUGAUUCUGCACUGGAUUUGAACAAUAAGAUUCGUGUAUCUUGCGAGAUUUUAAAAGAAGAGACAUAUGGAGAUGCAAACAAUGUUUUAAAGCAGGAUGAGGAAGAUCAAAUCAGAAAUGGACUUGACGAAUUGAAAUUGUUGUCCGAAAAGAUAAUUCGUGAUAAACACGUAACAAAUGAUGUUGCUACGCAAGUGGAAAGUAAUAUGUCAAAACUGGAAACAGGAUGGUCUCGAGUUAUGACCUUGUUUAAACAACAGCAAAACAUCAACAGAACUGACUUGGAUAAAUUUGAUAAGCUCUCGACAAAACUGGUUGACUGGAUUAAAGAUAUGGAAAGAAAACUAAAAAAUCUGGACGAAAAGAUCAAAUACUCUAGUGUGGAGACGCUAAAACGAUGCUUCACUCAAAUUAUGGUUUUCAAACACAUUAAUAAAGGGCAGACAUUCUUCUUCGGACAAGAUUCAGAAGGUUGUGAUUGACGUCGAAGUAUCUUGGACAGAAAUAGAAGUCAUGGCUGUAAAGAACUUGGAUCACUUAAAAAACAUUUUAUAUCGUUGGGCGGAUUAUACAGACGCCAUGAAGGAUAUGAUGUCGUGGCUACGAGAUGUUGAAGUGCAAGUAAAACAACC